CAGGGGUAGGGCUGGAGAGCGGGGGGAGGAUUCAGGCGGGCAGAGAGAGAGGGAUAGAGACAGCCGGCGCGAAAGAGGAGAGACCCCCGAGCCCGUCUGCAGCGCCAGCACUCACCAUGAGCUUCCUCCUCUUUGCCAUCACGGGCCUGCACGUCCUCAUCCUCGUGCUGCUCUUCGUCGCCACUCUGGACAAGUCAUGGUGGGUGCUGCCGGAUGAUGAGACCAUCAAUCUGUGGUACGACUGUCUGUACGAGAACAACACCCAGAGCUGGGUGUGCGCCUCUGUUGCUGAGAGCCAGUGGCUCCAAGCCGUCCGAGCCCUCAUGGUCCUGGCUAUGCUCUUCUCCAGCUUCGCCUUCAUCCUCUUCAUGUACCAGCUCUACACCAUGGAGCGCGGGGGGCUUUUCUACGCCACCGGCAUCUGCCAGCUCUUGGCCUGUAUCUCGGUGUUCACGGCCGCCUUGAUCUACGCCAUCCAUGUGGACAAAUUUCACCUGCACCGGCAGUCGGGCGGCUCCUUCGGCUACUGCUUCGUGCUGGCCUGGCUGGCCUUCCCCCUGGCACUGCUCAGCGGCGUCAUGUACAUCCACCUCCGCAAGAGGGAGUGACCCCCGCCCCCAUCGCAGGGGGGCUGCUCAUGACCAUGGCCCAUCCCUGCCCCAUGGCAGCCUGGCCGUCACAUGCUGCUGGGUCCCUGGAGCCUGUCCUGGCCACACCCAGCUCUCUCCGCCUUGUCCGUGCCAGCACCCCCAGGGUCAGGUCCCCCUCUGCAUGGGCACCUGCUCCCCUCCUGCCCGUGACCAGGCCCCAUGGCCAUCCCCUGCUCCCCUCUCCGCAGCCUGUUGUGGGUGGGGGACAACCCUGGUCAUGGAGGGGAUCCCUGGCUGGGGUGACACUUUCCAAUCAUCUCACUGAAUAUGUUGGGGAUGCCCCCCCCCGACCAUGCCUUACAAUCUGGGUGCCACGCAUACAAAUCUGGGGGUCACAGCCCUUGCCCAUGCCUGGCAGAGAUGCCCUGGUCUCAGAUCCCCCCAUGGGCACAUGCUGUGGUCUCAGAUCGAGCCAUCACCGGCUGCAACCCCUGGCUUGCUGCUUCAUUCUGCUCCCACUCGGGCGUCUGGAUGGGUGGAGCUGGGCACUGGGGCGUUGGUGGCAGCGCUGAGGGGCCCCCCACUGCUCCCAUCAUGGCAUCUGCUCUCACCGUCCUGGUGGCAGAACAUGGCUUACAAAUGUGUGGUCUACCCCUCCUUGAGAGGUGGCAGUUCCACAGUGCGGCACCUUCCCCUCUGCAGGGAGGAGGUAGGCACCAGGGGAGUGGUCCCAGGAGAGGGACACCCCUUCUUCCCCAAGGCGGGGAUUUAUGGGCUCCCAUGGGGCUAUAGGGAGCCUUCCUUCGGCGGGAUCUCAGUGCACGGCUUCCGUCCAGCCUCGUGCUGGCCGCAGCCCCGCGCCUGGGUGCCAUCAUUUAUACAUUUGGACAAUAAAAGUGACCUGAUUGAGCUGC
Molecule: messenger RNA, 1504 nt
Organism: Chelonoidis abingdonii (Abingdon island giant tortoise)
Lineage: Eukaryota; Metazoa; Chordata; Testudines; Testudinidae
Gene: EMP3
Product: epithelial membrane protein 3 (MAM blood group)
Cellular component (GO): plasma membrane
Source: RefSeq, a predicted model, not a curated record